UCACGUGACUGCUGAUAAGACAACGAUUCAUAUAAUAGGGAUUGUUUGUUGACCAGGUAGAUAACACGCCUAAUCAGACUUAUAAUGCGCACAUCGAUUCCUAAAUCCCGGAUACAUGCAGCCGGACCGUUGACCAGCCACAGUCUCGCUGUGUCAUAUAUGACGUAAUCGAUGUACUCAGUGCCUACUUGAACACGAGUGUCAGGUUAUCGGGGAACAAAUUGCCCAACACAAUGGUCGUUGUGGGAUAUAUUUCCCUGUUUGUCGUGUGUACAGCACUGCUGCCAAGCCAGGCCUUCAACCUGUUCGACAAGGUGACGUGUGACCUCCCGCAUCUGAAGAUCAAGCUGGACACCUGUACCCGGCGCUACGAACAGCCCGUCAGCGUCUUCCUUCCGCCGUCUCUGGUCGGCGACGGCGUGGCGGGGAUGCAGAGCCUGGUGUCCAGCACUGGAGUCGACUACCAGCAGCUCUUCGUGCAGGUGGAUGAGAUCAAGUGCCUCAGCCAGCAGCGGCUGCAGCGGGCUUCACAGGUGGAAUGUCGCUACGCCGUGAUGACCGAGUGUGUCCAGCCAGCCUACCGCUCCUUCCUGCCUUACCUGUCCAGGAUCAAGGAGGGCAUGGAGUACAUUUGUGACCACCUGUCCAGUCUUGAUGCCCAGUGCGAGACGGGGAGGUUGAGUCAGGUGAUCGGAUGCGUCAAGCGCAAAGACCAGACAAGCUACACGGAAAACGAGGAGUUCUACGUGCAGGACCGGAUGUGCAGGACUUUUGAAUACGCACGUCAGUGUGUGGUCAGUUCUCUGGCGGAAUGUGGUCAAACUGAUGUCGACAUUCACAGUCGAGCCAUGGACUAUUUCGCCCCAUCGUUUUGCAGCGCUACUCAUCACGUGACAUCACUGGCAGCCAUAUUGCUUUUCUCUGGACUAUCUCACAUAGUGAGCAGGAUCUUUCUUCAUUAGAGACUGUAGCGGUUUCCAGGCGUGUCAUCAAAACAAGAGACACGAUUUAUAUGUGUGUAUAGAUGUACAUCUCCAACAUGGCACUUGAUUCAAGACUUGAAUCAAGAUCUCACGAGUUCCUUUGCAUCUCGCAGGAUUAAUGGACAAGCAACAUCAACAUAUUCGUUGAAUUACUCUCUCAGUGAUGCUGUCUGUUCACACUUAUUGGAAGGUUAUCCCGUGACAUUCCUUGAAUUAUAACAUAAAUAUAAACUACAACGUUCAAACAGUUUAGUCCUCAGUAGGGGCGGUCGGGUAGCCCAGUGGUUAAAGCGUUAACUCGUCACGCCGAAGACCCGGGUUCGAUUCCCGACAUGGGUACAAUGUGUGAAGCCCAUGUCUGGUGUCCCCCGCCGUGAUAUUGCUGGAAUAGUGCUAAAAGCGGCGUAGAACCAUACUCACUCACUCACUAGUCCUCAGUAAAUUAUACAACUAUGUUUUUUAAGCCAACGAAUAAUUCAGUGAUUUCAUACAUUAUGUUUGUUUGUUGUUUGUUGGUUAACGCCGCACUAGCAGUAUUCCAGCUAUAUGAUGGCGGUCUGUAAAUACUCGAGUCUGGACCAGACAAUCCAGUGACUGACAUCAUGAGCAUCGAUCCACGCAAUGUAACAGAGGUGUCAUGGUGAAAUAACGACGAAUACUUCAUUCUGCUACAAAGUUGUCUGGGUGAUCGGUCGGGUACAGACAUUUUAAAACACAGAAGCUACCAAAUUGCUUUGAGGAUUAUUUGAAACUAUUUUACAGCUCUUUCCCCAAAUUGAAGGCAAGAUCUUAAAGGAACGAAGCACACUGUACAUAUCCACGUGUUUCAUAGCCUUUUUCUUAAAGCAUUUGAUUUAUCCUGCUAGCAAAGAAUGUCACAAAACUUUCUUUUAGCUUUUAGACUUAACAAAGUAAUGUAGAUGUGCUUGUGAUUUUUUAAAUAGAUAUUUUGGUUUCUAGGUCUGUCUGGAAGACGAAGACGCUCAGGAAUGUUGCUUGGUUGUAUUAAGAUAAAAGAUUCCUGGGUUUGACUCGUCUUAACGUUCUAAUUAAUGGUUUAUGUUAAUAUUCCACAUUCACUACGAUGGGAGAUGUAUAUAUAGACACACACACACACACUAACACACUCACUCACUCACUCCUAGGUAAGAGACUCGUUGUCACCAUAUCCAUGUCUCUGAUUGUAAAUAACUAACAAACAUACGAUUUAUUUUUUUAAUAAAAUAUACUUUCGUUUGGUC
This is a messenger RNA of Haliotis rufescens (red abalone), 2224 nucleotides long. RefSeq lists its product as uncharacterized. The coding region runs from base 234 to 962 and encodes 242 amino acids. Lineage: Eukaryota; Metazoa; Mollusca; Gastropoda; Lepetellida; Haliotidae. The record is from RefSeq and is a predicted model, not a curated record. The transcript is spliced from 5 exons.